AUGGAUUUUACCGGCAAAAUUGCUAUCGUAACCGGCGCUAGUUCCGGCAUCGGUGCAGCAACUGCCAAGUUGUUUUCUCAACAUGGAGCUACACUGGCGCUAGUGGGACGUAAUGAAGCAAGAUUACUCGAAGUAGCAAACAAGUGUGAAGCGGCGAAAGGAAUACGACCCUUAUGCCUGCUGUACGACUUGACAGUCGACGCAAAUUGCGAUGAAAUCGUCAGAAAAAUUGUGGACACUUUUGGAAGAAUAGACGUGCUCGUGAACUGUGCUGGGAAGGCGAGUGUUACGUCGUUGUUUGAUAAUACAAUGGAAAUAUUCGAUGAUCUUCUCGCCUUGCAUCUUCGUGUACCUUACAAAAUGACUCAGUUGUGUACGCCACAUUUGAAGAAGACUAAAGGAAAUAUCGUGAAUGUUUUUGGAGCACCGGCGAAAGUCAAACCUGGAUUUCUACAUUUCGCUAUAGUGAGAGAUGCUAUGCAGAGAUUUACAAAAGCAGGCGCACUGGAACUAGUAAGUGAAGGGAUCAGAAUGAAUGCAGUUCGUCCGGGGCUGACAAGAACUAAUAUUUUAUCGAAUUUGAAUGUACCAGAGAGUGACAUGGCACAUGUAUAUGAGAAACUAGCUCAGACAGUACCUAAUAAUGUUAUUAUAGAGCCAGAAGAAGUUGCUAAAAUGAUAGUGUUUGUUGCAAGUGACAUUAAUCCUAAUUUAACUGGUGCUAACAUAGUUAUUGAUGGAGCGGCAUCCGGGAGUGUUUAG
Molecule: messenger RNA, 762 nt
Organism: Spodoptera littoralis (African cotton leafworm)
Lineage: Eukaryota; Metazoa; Arthropoda; Insecta; Lepidoptera; Noctuidae
Source: the annotation of a GenBank genome assembly